AUGGCAGCGAUCAAGCCGACAUUCAUUCUUCUGCUCCUUGGGGUGUGGGCUGUCAUACUCCUCGGUAGCUGCUACGCCGAUUCAGAUGAAGAUAAAUACGAACCAUUUGAAGAGCAGAAGCCGGACGGCAGCCCCACGUACCUGAAGAUGGCCCACUACGCGGUGUCCACGCAAGUAAAGGGCAAGAAGGUGUACGACACGGUUGCCAAUCUCACAUAUGUUGGCACUCUGGUUGGUGAAGGCAAUACCAAGUACAAUGUCGAGUUCGACACGGCACCGUCAAACUGCACGAUCGGUAAAGAUGCUUAUUCGGCGGAGAAGUGCCUUCCUACAGGACCGGCAAAGAAGUACUGUUCCGCGACCAUCCGCGUUGCUCUUCCGGCGAAUACUACCAAAGUUGAAGACUACUACUGCCACGCCAUAUGA
Molecule: messenger RNA, 426 nt
Organism: Rhipicephalus sanguineus (brown dog tick)
Lineage: Eukaryota; Metazoa; Arthropoda; Arachnida; Ixodida; Ixodidae
Product: salivary cystatin-L2-like
Exons: 3
Coding region: 1-426 (141 amino acids)
Source: RefSeq, a predicted model, not a curated record